Molecule: messenger RNA, 5179 nt
Organism: Microtus oregoni (creeping vole)
Lineage: Eukaryota; Metazoa; Chordata; Mammalia; Rodentia; Cricetidae
Gene: Zdhhc14
Product: zinc finger DHHC-type palmitoyltransferase 14
Exons: 9
Coding region: 134-1603 (489 amino acids)
Biological process (GO): peptidyl-L-cysteine S-palmitoylation; protein targeting to membrane
Cellular component (GO): endoplasmic reticulum; Golgi apparatus
Molecular function (GO): protein-cysteine S-palmitoyltransferase activity
Source: RefSeq, a predicted model, not a curated record
GGGAGCCCGUUUAGGGGUCACAGCGCCGCGGCUCGGGGGCCGGCCGAGUGGCCAGCGGCGGCCGUGGCUCGGCGGAACCCGCACGGCCGGGGGGCUUCUGGGGGUGUGCGCCCCCAGCCGGCUGCCCUCGUGGAUGCCUCCCGGCGGCGGCGGGCCCAUGAAAGACUGCGAGUACAGUCAGAUCAGCACCCACAGCUCCUCCCCGAUGGAGUCGCCCCACAAGAAGAAGAAAAUCGCGGCCCGGAGGAAAUGGGAGGUGUUCCCGGGGAGAAACAAGUUCUUUUGCAACGGGAGGAUUAUGAUGGCCCGGCAGACGGGCGUCUUCUACCUGACGCUCAUCCUCAUCCUUGUCACUAGUGGACUCUUCUUCGCCUUCGACUGUCCAUACCUCGCGGUGAACAUCACCCCCGCUAUCCCCGUGGUCGGCGGUAUCCUGUUCUUCUUCGUGAUGGGGACUCUGCUUCGGACCAGCUUCAGCGAUCCGGGAGUCCUCCCUCGAGCCACUCCUGAUGAAGCCGCUGAUCUAGAAAGGCAAAUAGAUAUUGCCAACGGCACCAGUUCAGGGGGGUACCGCCCACCUCCCAGAACCAAAGAAGUCAUCAUCAAUGGCCAGACUGUGAAGCUAAAGUACUGUUUUACCUGCAAGAUUUUCCGCCCCCCUCGAGCCUCCCACUGCAGCCUGUGUGAUAACUGCGUAGAACGGUUUGACCACCACUGUCCCUGGGUAGGCAACUGUGUGGGGAAAAGAAACUACAGAUUUUUUUAUAUGUUUAUUUUAUCCCUGUCUUUUCUGACAGUCUUUAUAUUUGCAUUCGUUAUCGCCCACGUCAUUCUUCGUUCACAGCAAACGGGAUUCCUCAAUGCCCUUAAGGACAGUCCAGCGAGUGUGCUGGAGGCUGUGGUGUGCUUCUUCUCUGUCUGGUCCAUCAUUGGCCUCUCGGGCUUCCACACGUACUUGAUCAGCUCCAACCAGACAACAAAUGAAGACAUCAAAGGCUCUUGGUCCAAUAAAAGAGGGAAAGAAAACUACAACCCCUACAGCUAUGGGAACAUCUUCACAAACUGCUGUGUCGCCCUGUGCGGGCCCAUCUCCCCCAGCCUCAUCGACAGAAGAGGGUACAUCCAGCCCGAUACACCGCAGCCAGCAGCACCAUCCAACGGGAUCACCAUGUAUGGGGCCACGCAAUCACAGAGUGACAUGUGCGACCAAGAUCAGUGCAUUCAGAGCACCAAAUUCGUUUUGCAGGCCGCAGCCACUCCUCUGCUUCAGAGCGAGCCGAGCCUCACCAGCGAAGAGCUGCACAUGCCUGGGAAGCCAGGCUUGGGCACCCCGUGUGCUAGCCUGACUCUGGGUCAGCCCACGCCACCUUCCUCCAUGCCCAACCUUGCCACCGAGGCCACGCUCUCAGACAUUAUGCCCCUGAAGGACGAGCACGGGGGCCACCAGUUUCUGACCCCGGAUGAGGCACCGUCACCACCAAGGAUGCUGGGGGCAGGCAGCCCCCUGACACAUAGCCGCACCAUGCACAUGCUGGGCCUGGCCAGCCAGGACUCUCUGCACGAAGACUCCGUGCGGGGCUUAGUAAAACUCAGCUCCGUGUGACCUGCAUGGCCAGCCGCGGGACCACAGGUGACAACAAACGGAAAGAAAACAAUGGACCUAGCCAAGUGGACAUUUUGUUUGGAAUCUGCCAGGUGGGCCGGGGAAGAGAGGCUCCUCCUCUAGAGGAGGAGCCUGGAAUGAACGAGGCUGCGUGGAUGCAGCGCCCUCUGUCGGCUGCUCUUAGGACAGACACGAGGAAGGUUUUCGACACUGGCGGCCAGACUGAAAUUGCACUUAAUGUAACGCUACUAAUUGAAAUUGACAGGCCGUUCCAUUUGUUCGUUAAAACAAAACAAAACUCCUAACGGGAAAGGCCGACCAGACCUGGGUUUGCAUGCCACACUCGUGCUACAGUGGUGGUAUUCCAGAAGACACGCUGCUUUCUCUGUUUUCCUUCCUUUCCUUCUUUUUAAUCUUGUGAAACUUUACAGAGCGACAGACUGAGCACAAAGGGCGAUGCCUUCCUGCGCGGACUUAGCUGCAGAGGGUUACUGGGGCCCGUCCUGCCAGGGACAGACAUUUAACCUUCUGCCAGCGCUUAGAUGGGGUGUUGAAUUGUGCCACCGUUUGGCAGUCCUCGCCUCCCGUGUGAAGAACAUCCUGUGGACAGCCAAUAAAAUGACUCCUCUGCUAUUUUUUUUUGAUCUGUAUACAAUUGUCCUUAACAGCUUAUAUACAAACAGUCAUUUGUUUGUUUGUUUACAUUAUCUUUGGUAAGGAAUAAUUCAGCACAGCCAAAAUUCAGAUGUUAGGAUUGUGGGAUUACCGGGUGACUCCUGGGUGGGAGCUGAGCUUGCCAAUAGUCCCCAACCCUUGACACCCUCCCCUUCAGGGUCUGUUUAUAAAACAGGUUUAUCAGGGUUUGCUCUACACUUAAAGCCACCCACACGGCUAUUACAUGUAGUAGGUGAAUGGAAGGGUACUCAGGAGAAGGGUUGUUGUCUGGCUGUCUUCUCAGUCUGUGUGAUGCUGGGGUGUUGCAGAACCUCAUAGACACUUCACAGCCCUUGUGAAGCAACACUGGCGCCAUACUGGACUUGAGGUUACGUAGUAGCUCGUGCUCUAAGCUGAACACACAGGAGGGUGACCCUAAGAUGGCUGCUUCGCUCAUCUGUCCUCCGGAGGGGAGCAACAUCCUAGGGAGCCAGACUGAUCUGAAAGUGGCUGCAAGGAGCUCACCACCACUCUCUCCAGCCUUCUUUUCCAGCACCACAUCCCAUGCCCAAUUCACAGAGCCUUGCGGCCAUCUCAGAGCAAGGUACAUUUCUCACUAAUGCAAAAAAGGAGAGAGAGUUUUACUCAGGAUUAAACCAGUUCCAUCCAGGUCUCGUGGUCACAGCUGAAAAUGGCUGCUGAUGUCUUCUUGGGGCAUCUAUGAGCGGCCUUUACUAUCAUACCCCAUGGUGGUGAGAAAUGGGAGGUGAAUUGUAUGUAGCCGGUUUUCAUUGUGUAGUUUUCCAGAGCCCCCAAUUGUCUGGAAUUUAGACAGAGCUUUUCUGCGACAACCCCGCACACAGCCAAAGGUUUCCAUCUGCAAACAAAGAGACUCCCCACAAGAGCCCCCCUACACCUUCUCAACCACCACUGCCUCUUCCCUGCCCCCGGAGAGGGUUAGGGUAAUGAGAAAGGAGAUCCUGGCUCAGACUCUUCCUGACCCUGGGAUCAAAUGUGGCCUGGUUUUUUCCCAGAUUCUAGGGGUGGGGAGAGGCUUGUCUGUGGAGCCCUGCCGUUCCUGGCACCACUAAUAUAAUUGUUGCCAAUUUCCUGUAACCAACCCCUCUUCCAACAGCUCCAUUUUAAAAAUUCCAACACGCAAUGAUAGCGUGGCAGAUAAGUCACCUAAUACAGUGGGCUCUCUGUCUCCUCCUCUUCAUCUAUGGAUUCAGUCAACCACGAAUUAAAACUACUAGGGGGCGGGUGUCCAUCCUGACUUGUGCAGAUAUCUCUCCUUGUUAUAGCCCCUAAAUACGAUUCCAUAGCACCACACUGUGAGAUUCUCAAUUCAACUGCACCAGAGAUGAUUCAGUUUCUACAGAAAGGUGUGUGCAUGCUCUGUAUGCAAACAGUGUGCAAUUUUACAUAAGAGACCUGAGCAUCCAUAGACUGGGGGUUGCCAUGGGACCCAAUCCCAUAAGAAAACUGAAAAGUGAAUAUUCUUAUCAGUUACCCUGUUCUAACCCCAUCCUCUAUACAUAUGUGGCGCCAUUUAUCAAAUAGAGGUUUGGGGAACUUGGAGAGGAUGGAUCAAGACCAGGCUCAAAGGAGAGGUUAGCACGAAUGAGACAGUGUGCUAACACAAAUGAGGUUGUAAAACCGAUAAAACGUCCACAGCCUUUUCCUCUGUUGCUUGGGAGUAUGGAAAAUUCAUGACUCUGGCUCAGGGGGACCCACUUCAGUAACGGGGGGAGUGGUCUGCAUUUCCCAUUUAACUGAGUCCAUCUAGUGUGGCUGAGUAGACCUUGGCAUUUCUAAAGAGGUAGCAAUCGAUUGAAUGCUAGCUAGAAAAAAAAAAUAAGAUGAAUAUUUCACUAUGCUGUCAGGCUUGGGCCAUUAACACACGUGGGGGAUGAGGGUGGGGGUAAAAUUGUGUUUGUUUUCCAUUCUCCCAGGGAUGCUCCAGAGACCACGGGCCUCUCAAGCACUUGAAGGUUGGAUUUAGCCAGACCACCCUGGUCUAGACCUGCUUCUGAGUGGACAGGAUGACAGGCCGCUCUGUGCCGGGAGCAAUCAGCAUAGUGUCAUGCUGCGCCCAUGUGAAAAACGUUUGUUCCGGCUUUGGUUAUGAUUCUUCAGCUCUAUGCUACACCCCACCCCAUGCCAUCAAAGGGCCAGAUACCUGUUCCCACCCCGCAAGCCUCCCAGGACGACCCUCACCUCCAAGUCUGUUGAGUCUUUCCCUGUGUCACCCGUGGUCUUUGAUGGGUUCAGACAAGGUCUAAGGACAUUCAAGGGUGCAGCAUGCAACUGCAAAAGAAGAUGCAAACCCCGUUCCGCAAGCCAUGUUCCACCACACCAUCUGCGUGGGUGAGCCUUAGUGUGCGUCUCUCCGUGGGCCUGGACCCUCUCUAGACCAACAGCAAGAAAUGAAUGUAUCCAAGUUGCAGUAGGUGUCCUGGGUGCAGGACUGGGUGGCAUGUCCAGGAAUCGCUGGGAUGGAGCCUUUCAGAGGCUUCGGGGGCCUCUCCAACCCAGACUUACGCAUGCUCCAGUUCAGAGCCAAACCUCCUCACCAUCCUCUUGGGCCUGGAACACCUGCUCCCCAGCGCUGGCUUCAGGUUGGAGCUCCCUCGCAGGUGUCAGGGGUCUACCUGGAUAUGAUGCCGGACCUUUCCCAAGUGCGCUCCUCUACAUCCGUCCACACCAGAACACUCUUCAGCGCAUUGAGUUCUUCAAGUAAGAAGAGCACAAAGAGAAAUAAUGUUGGAUAUAUUUUCUAGCUAAUACCUCAAAAUCAUCCUGAAACUAAGCCUAAAUUAAAUCGAUGUUUAUGUUUCUGCAUUAAGUGCUUUGGUUGUGAAAACCUACCACGUUCUUAUCCAAAAGGAAGAGAACUAUGAAUAAAUUCUAAUUCCCCGU